AAUUACUGUUAUAUUCAUUACCAUACAGUAUUUACAUCUUUACAUUGUCCUUAAAUGGAAAAAUAGCAACAUGCAAAAAAUAAAAAUACAAUCCAGCAGAGGUCUGAAGUUUUGAGGCAUACAGAAAUCUUAUUUUUCAAAUCUUGACGUUUCGGAUAAAAGUUCAACAAAAUGAGCUUAACCACAAAAGUCUUGGUCAAACUUUGAACUGCCAAGUUUCUGAAAUGUGCUAUUCAAAUAAACUUGACUUAUAAAUCGUAUAUUUCUCAAUAAAAACACUUGUGAUGUAUUGAAUGUUCCUUGAUGAACGUCAAUGUAUGCCAGGGAAAUAUUUGAUAAAAGCAAAGAUAUUGCAAACUACAACAAAUUAGUGAAUAAUACAAAAUGUAGCUUUUGUCUCCCUCUAGUGGUGAUAGACCAGAAUCAUCAGACGGCAAGAAAUUAAAGUGAAUUUUUGUUUGAAAAAUUCUCCACAAAACAUCUUAGGAGCAAAAUGAACAUAUGAAAGUAUAUGUAUGUUUCAUGCAUAUAACUCUGAAAAUCCAAGAGCGGUAUUAAACAUUAACAGUUUCGUUUUAGUUACAUUCACCAUCUAACAUGAGAAAUUGUAUUUGAUUUUUCUUCAAUUUAACAUAUUUGUUAAAAUAUGUCGCUAUGUCAUCAUAGUAUCAGGAGGCAAAUAAUCUGAUAAAAUAAAUAAAUCAAGCUCCUCUCCCUUCUUCAAGUGCUAAAUGCAGAAAUACACAGCUCUGUCAAAACAACCAAUAAAAGCCAGGGGGAGGGUCUUAUCGCUGUCAAUUAUCCUCGUGUACGGCCUGCUCACGCCCUCUCUGAUACAUGGAGGAUCAAUGAUCCAAUGGAACAUUUCUUUUCUGGAGUGACCUUUCCAGACAGUUUGAGACUAUAAGCUGGAAAGUUGGGUCUGUGCUAAGAAAGUAAAAGAUUUAAAUAAACUCAAAGAUUUUACUAUUAAAUGUCCCGGUAGUUGCAAAAACUGUGCUCACGAUAUCACUUUCUAAGGGAUGUUUCAUCAAAGAUCAGUCAAAACCAAACUGGCGGCGUUCCCAGUUAAAGCAACUCAUGACGCCCUCUUUAUCCGUUUAAAAUGCACAAACAAUUAGGAACCAGGAAAACUCUGAACUCUGAGGAAGCAGUACAGUCAGUUGACCCUGCUGUUCUACGAUUUGCUCUCUGACUGUUGGCUGCAUGUUUAGCCAGGUAAUCACCUGCUAAGCCUCUCUAAAGGUGACAGGGCAUAGAGAAGGACAGAAAUCAUGUCUGACAGGAGUCUCUGAAAUCAUUUACGACCAAGACGGACCGAGAAGCGCUCUGCUCCUGCAUCUCAACUCCCUGUCGUUUUCCCGGCACUUAGGUUAGAGAUUCGACAAGCAUGUCCAAAGCAGCAGACAGGACCUCUUCCACAACGUCCGCCGAUUCAGCCUUAGGAGACGGCAAAGAUGGUGGCUCUAAGACUAGCACAGCCACAAACUCCCCAUCGGGUUCAGUUUCUGAGACACCAAAGAAAUCCUCAAAGAAGGCCAAGAAAAACACAGAGAGCAUGAACAAAGUCUACAACUCCAUCCUCAACAGUGUUUUUGGGGCCGACAGAGACCUCGCUCAGGCGGAAAUAGACGAGUUGCAGGAAGCCUUCAAAGAGUUCGACUACGACCAGGACGGCUAUCUGAACUACAAAGACGUGGCUGAAUGCAUGAGGACCAUGGGAUACAUGCCCACCGAGAUGGAGCUGCUGGAGAUCGUACAACAGAUCAAGAUGAGAAUGGGCGGGUUAAUGGACUUUGAAGAUUUUACCGAAUUGAUGGGACCGAGGAUGAUGGGAGAAACCACAAACAUGCUGGGACUCAAGGAACUCCAGUCAGCAUUUUUACAGUUUGACUUGGAUGGAGAUGGAAAGAUAAACCAGGACGAGAUGAAAGAAGCUCUGAAAAGUCUUCUGGGGGAGAAGCUGAAGAAGGGAGAGCUGGAGGAGAUCCUGAAGGAGCUGGACGUUAAUGCAGACGGAAGCAUCGACUUUGAAGGUGAGAGGUCAUCAAACUUUCCAUUUUCCAUCAGAGCUGGCCGAGGACACAAUUCUGACUCCGUGUUUCGUUCUGUUUCAUUUUCAGAGUUUGUGAUGAUGCUUUCUAUUCACUGAAAUUGCAAAGCAACAUCUACAUGGGCUUAUGACAAGCACUUAACAGACGUUGGACAAAAUUUUAUUAAAUAAACUGAUAUUUUGUAAAUCUUGCUUCAAUGAAGACAAAUACAGCUGUUUUCAAACACGAUUUUGUUUGUAAUGUGGAUGGAGACUUUUAGUGUUCAACUAUGGAGCUGUAAAAAAAAAAACACCUAUUAACUGAUUCGACUUGCAUUGUACUGAAAGCUGAACGGCAUUUCAGUAAGUUACUGAGUUUGUUGCUUUGUCAUAUUAUGUAAAUAAAACAAUAUAAUCCCUUUUUUUGUUAUUUUAAUAAAUAAAUUCAAGCCUGUGAUUCUGUGAUUUCUUCAUUACAACAAAGAUUAGAGAGAUUAUAUCAGCCUCACAAUCUCACUUUAUUCAGAAAACAAAUUUUUUUUAACCAUGUGAAAUUAUUACAUUCGCAUCAGCAUCUAAAUAAUAUAAGUUAAAUAUAAAUUAUCCACUAAUAAACCAGGUCUAAUCUGCACUCUUUAAAACCAGAGAUCAAAUAAAAGGCGGUCUGUCGGAAUCACAUUUGAGUUCAGGUUCAAGAGCAUUAACAUAUCAGAAGGUUAGCACUACCAGUGACCGACUCUGAGCCAUACUUUAAGUUUUAAGAUAUGCUCACACACUUCAGCAGAGUGUGAACACAUGUAAAGCCCACUCCCUCACAAAACAAAACAAAAAAGUGGAGUAUUUGCAUAUAGAGAAGCCUUAGUAGCAUCCAUCCUAACGACAGGAAGUGGGUUUAAACACACGAUUUCACCCAUAAGUUAAGAGUUUUGUUCUUCAGAUAUAUGUUUUGAAACUAUGUUUCCGUAGUUCACAGCUUGUAAAAAUCUUAACAUAAAAGCAUUGAUUAGGCUUCAAUUUAAUCUUUCUAAAUAUGAACUAACUUGUAUUACAACCAAUAACAAAAACAAUAUAUCUAAUUAAACAUCUACUCUUGGAGGAUAUUCAGGUUUGUAACUUUGUGCAAACAAACCCAAAAAAAAGUCACAAAACUCCCAUGUUUGGACUGAACAUUUGAACUUUGCAAAAAA
Molecule: messenger RNA, 3219 nt
Organism: Xiphophorus couchianus (Monterrey platyfish)
Lineage: Eukaryota; Metazoa; Chordata; Actinopteri; Cyprinodontiformes; Poeciliidae
Product: calcium-binding protein 2-like
Exons: 7
Coding region: 1391-2152 (253 amino acids)
Cellular component (GO): cytoplasm
Molecular function (GO): calcium ion binding; calcium channel regulator activity
Source: RefSeq, a predicted model, not a curated record